AUGUCUACCGUUGCGAUCCCGCUGAUGUCACGAGACAAUACAGAAAUACAAGAAAAUGAAGGAACACGGGACGAAUCCACGACAAUAAAAAGAUCAAAUGUCAAGUCAAAGGCCCUAGAAGCCUGGAGGUUCAUUGUCACAAGUGGUGCCCUCGCUGGUAUCGUAAUCCUCAUCAUUAAUGUCAUCACUCUUGCGGUUAUGUACGGUCAACACCAGGCAGAUGAGCAAAGCAUUACAUUCUUUACCGGCAACUGCGAAACUGCAGGGAAGAUCAAUACGGGCACCCAUUUGGUGAUUAACGUGCUCAGCACAAUCUUGUUAGCCUACAGCAACUUCAGCAUGCAAUGCCUAGGCUCACCAUCUAGGACUGAGGUGGACUCAGCGCACAGUCAGCAUCAAUGGUUGAAUAUAGGAACACCGUCUAUUCGCAAUGUCUUUUUUGUUUCCAAGACGAAGGCUGCAUUGUGGAUGUUGCUAGGAGUGAGCUCUUUUCCGCUACAUAUGAUUUGGAAUUCGACGGUUUUCGAAACCAAGAAUUCUUACGACUAUUUUGCCAUCUCUAUCACAGAAGACUUUCUUCACGGUGCCAAUUGGACCCUUCCCACCGCCGCAGAAAGUUAUGCUUUGACUCUCGAAAAUACGCCCCUUCAUGGUUGGACCAACGAAGAUGUUAAUCAUAUCCUUCAAGAUCUCCAGACGGAAGCGAUGGAUUCUAAGCUUCAGGGGCUCAAUGUGAAAGACUGUCUUCAGCGAUACAAUACAGAUAUUCUAUCUGAUAGACGGCACGUGCUCCUUGUCAAAGAAUAUCCCUCUGAUUGGCCCAUGACAACAAGAUCGACUGAAGCGUCCCAGAACUCAUCUGUGGGAUUGAUAUACUACAAUUUAAAUCCCACUGGGGGUUCGGGGUCCGAGACUCCACUGUAUAAUUGGAUAUGCGAUAAUAACAUGCCAGGAUCUUCGCAGUCUUGCAUAUCCAGCAGUUUCAAUUACAGCAACUGGUAUGCAAACCUCUACGGGGGUGUUUUCGGAUGGUCGACGGACGGUCCUAUAAAAUACUGCUACUCGCAACUGGCGCCCGAAAAGUGCAGAGUCGGUAUCGUCCCAAUAUUUCUGAUCAUUGUCAUUGGCUGCAACGUGAUAAAAAUAACAUCCUUCGUCUGCACCCUUUUUGUCACACACGGGAAGAAAGAUCAGCCCCUUUGCACGACCGGUGAUGCGAUCAAGUCUUUUCUUAAGCAACCAGAUCCUUACACUCGGGGCCGAUGUCUAGCGGCGAAGGAAGACUACGAGAAAUGGCUGCGAGGCUCCGAAGAGUGGAUCCCACGGCCGUUCACCGUGGGUGAUCUUUGGACCGGUGGACGAUAUCGCUGGCACAAAGCCGUUAACGAUUGGCAUUGGAUAAUCUUUGUAUCGAUCACCACCGGUCUAGCAGGUUUGACCGCAUAUAUAGUCUUUGCGGCAGUGAUAUCGUCACCCAUUAGCCGAGAGGGAUUUGGGGAGCCACAAAGCAAUACUAGGAUGAACAGCAAGAGUAUGGGCGUGCUACGAGGCUUUCUUGUAGGAAACCUACUCCAGAUUGCGGUUUCCUACGUUUAUCUGGCACUGAACAAUAUCCUGAGUACUAUGCUGGCGAUGGAAGAAUGGUGUAUGUACGCCACUGAUCGCCAGCAUAAUGGCCUCCGGGUGUCAUCGCCCACGCCUCACUCUGCGCAGAGAUCGAAGUAUUUCCUUUCUGUGCCGUUCAAAUGGGCGAUCCCAUCGAUGGUUUCCCUGGCCUUGCUCCACUGGCUCGUAUCGCAAAUGUUUUUCUUCUCCGAUUUGGACAUAUAUCGGAUGCAGCCUGAGGGCCUUCCUCAGGUUGACACCUUGGGCUACGUCUAUACCUCGGCACUUCCUGCUGUCCUCGCUGUCUCCCUUGGUGGUACUAUUCUACUCGUUCUCACUCUAACGGCUCUAAUCCGGAAAUUUCCAGCUAAUGUACCGUUAUCGGGAUGCUGCAGUGCUAGUAUUGCAGCAGCAUGCCAGCCGUCUCGGGUGGGUUUGGAUAAUGAGACUCUAAUGCCUGAGUUCGACCCUGGCCUGGCAUGUCAGAAACUCAAAUGGGGUGUUGUAGAGGAACAUGAUGAUGAGCACUCGAAUAGUAUCGGGCAUGCGACCUUUGCCGCCUGCGAAACCACUCCCUUGGUGGAAGGGAAGUUAUACGCUUAG
Penicillium daleae is the source of this 2208-nucleotide messenger RNA. RefSeq lists its product as uncharacterized. NCBI's taxonomy places the organism in Eukaryota, Fungi, Ascomycota, Eurotiomycetes, Eurotiales, Aspergillaceae. Bases 1 to 2208 code for a protein of 735 amino acids. The transcript has a single exon. The record is from RefSeq and is a predicted model, not a curated record.